AUGGUACCAAGAAAGACAAAGUGCCCCGAUUUCUUCAAUUGCUCACUCCCCAAGAGCGAACAGAUCCCUGUUCAUAUGUCACGAUACCACGAUCCACGACCAAGAUUUAUCCCAAACCCCGUCCCCGGUCGUCCACCCAUCAAAGUCCAGCGCGACCCCGCCCGGGCUAUGCACUACCCCUGCCCACAUCCCAAAUGCAAUCAUUCCUCUAUCCUCAGGACGGAUCCUCGACAGCACCAGCUCGUUUGUGAAUAUCGGGAUCGGACAAAGUUCAACAGACCGACAGAAGAUGAUAUCCUCACCCACAGGAAGCGAAAGACGCAGCCUCUUGGACGCCGACAGCAACUGCAACAGAAACAACAACAACACCGACGACGUGCAGUGCCGCGCCUUCCGGUAUAUCAACCCGCCUCGUCACACGGACGAUCGACUACCCCCGCUGUUUCUCUACCUCCAAGAGCAACAGAUGUAGCAGCAGCAGAAGCAUCGGAUUCAAGACACACCUCCCACACACCCACCAACACCCUUUCCUCCACAACACUCGACCAGAUCCUGGCGACCAUGCACCAACUCACCAAGACCGUCUCCGGAUUUAGCAAUGCACUCGACCAGCAGACAGAAAGCAUUGACGCCAUCGGGGAACAAAUGGAUUGGCUUACGGACCAAAUCUACCAGAUCCGAAACAAGAAUGAGAUCCUUGAAGUCCACACCGAGUCGCUCCGGAUCGAUGCAGGACUGGUGGAGGAUCAUUUGGGGGAUCUGGUGCAGGAUAAUCGGAGGGUCAAGGAGGAAUUUAGGGACGUGUUGGAGGAUGUUAGGAGAAUGCGGGCGAUGGCCAAGGAGUUUGGACGGCAGGAUGUAAUUCACCUCGACUAA
This is a messenger RNA of Linnemannia hyalina, 876 nucleotides long. The record is from the annotation of a GenBank genome assembly. Lineage: Eukaryota; Fungi; Mortierellomycota; Mortierellomycetes; Mortierellales; Mortierellaceae.